Molecule: messenger RNA, 1413 nt
Organism: Prosopis cineraria
Lineage: Eukaryota; Viridiplantae; Streptophyta; Magnoliopsida; Fabales; Fabaceae
Exons: 7
Coding region: 142-1257 (371 amino acids)
Source: RefSeq, a predicted model, not a curated record
CAAUAAUCCGGGAUGAAUUUGUUGUAUUAAAAUUUUAUCUCAAAUAAAUGAGUUUGAAGUGGGUUGGAUCUUGAAAUUCUGAAGAACUAGAGGAAAAUUUCUGUCAAAGCAAGAGCAGCAAAGGUGGAAGCCAUCGCUUCAAUGGAAGAUGAGCGAUUACCGGAUAAUUGGAGCGAAGCUGUGGAAGACCUUGUGGCCAAAGGAGACACUGAAAGCGCCAUCUCUCUCCUCGAAUCCCUGCUUCCCAAUCUCGAAACCCUAAGCUCUUCCCAACAACCUUCACAGCUUCAAUUGGCGUCUCUUCUCACUGACUUAGCCAAACUUUACUCCUCUAAAGGCUUAUCUCUCAAAGCUGAUGACCUUCAGGCUCGGGCUUCCCUCCUCAAGCAUAGAGCUGCCCGAAGUCACAUUCCUGCGGCUGCUAAAACUGUGAAAGACUCGGAAAAUGGAGUAUCAUCAAACAAUUCUUUUGAUUCAUCAAAUGGGGGGUCCGCUUAUGGACCUCUUGAAAAGCCUGCAGAAAUUCCUGCUGAGACUACCCCUGGCAAUGGUUCUUCAGAUGAUGAUUGGGAAGCAAUUGCAGACCAUUCACCUGAUGAGCUGCUCUCCUCAGUAUCUGCUCAGUGUUUAUCUGGAGUAUCAGAUCUUAAAUUAGAGAACACCAAAGGUCAAAUCCCAAAGCGGCGUGGAAGAGGAACAUUCUCCUAUGAAAAACGUGAACUUUACAGUGAUCAGUUACUUGAUAACUCUGUCAUUGAUGUCGAGGAUGAGGAGGCUCACCAUUAUUCAGAAGAUAAGAGAGAUAUGGGAACCUCAAAUUAUGGGACCCGCCAUAUUCUUGUUUUGGCUGACUUCUUGCCAAGUACUACGACAAUAGAGCUGGAGAAACUUUUUGAGGACUUCAAAGAUCGCGGAGUUGUGAUUCGCUGGGUCAAUGAUACAGUUGCACUUGCAGUGUUCCGAACGCCUUCAAUUGCUCUUGAGGCCCUUAACAGGAUUCAUUAUCCAUUCACUGUGAGGAUACUCGAUGAGGAAGAUGCACUUCUUAGUUCAAUUAAAGCAAGAGACCUGGAACCUCCUAGGCAAAGACCGAAAACAUCAGCUCAAGCAGCGCAGAGGUUGAUUGCCCAGGGAAUGGGGUUAAAAUUGUCAUCCACAGGCUUUGGGUCCCGAGAAUUGAAAAGGCAGGAAGAUGCGAGGAGGAACCGUAUAGUUACCAGACAAAAAUUGAGAGACGAGGCUUGGGGAGAUGAUUAAAAGUGUUUUUAACUUAUAAUUCCUUUAUUCAUCAAUGCGCGAUAUUGUUUCUUGCUAGUGCAAAGUAGCUUGUUGACGAUAGUGAUUGAAACAAUGGGCUAAUAGCUCAUAAUUUCCUGUGACCUGGUAUUACGAAAAUGUAUAGCUCAUUGCUGA